AUGCUUGAUAAGUCAAGGUUUAUUACUCUGCUCCUUCAAAUUGAAGAGAAGCAACGACCCAAGAAGGAAAUACAGGAGAUGAACAGUUCAGAUGAAGUUGAUGAAUGCUGUUGCAGGAGACAAAAGAAGAGGAAGUGGAAGAGGAUUGCUCCAAUGGCCGAAGCAGGUCACGAUCGCAGGGCCGACUUGUGGCCAGCCCUGCAAUUGGGUUUCAUCAUGACUCGUUUGUCCCCUGAUUUCUACCACAUCUUCGCACAUACAAUGAGGAGGAAAUACAGGAGAUGGAGAAGUUGUUGCUGCUGCAGGGGAAGGAAGAAGAGGAAGUGA
Messenger RNA from Linum trigynum, 327 nucleotides. The record is from the annotation of a GenBank genome assembly. NCBI's taxonomy places the organism in Eukaryota, Viridiplantae, Streptophyta, Magnoliopsida, Malpighiales, Linaceae.